This is a messenger RNA of Parnassius apollo (apollo), 402 nucleotides long. Lineage: Eukaryota; Metazoa; Arthropoda; Insecta; Lepidoptera; Papilionidae. The record is from the annotation of a GenBank genome assembly.
AUGACGCAUGACAAGUUUUAUGAUGUUAAAGCUUUGCAAGAAACGUGGGGCACAAAUUUCAAUACAGACGAAGAGAGAAAUCAAGUUAAGUGGCAUGACUUAAAGGUUCUUAGGGUUGAAAAAGAUCACCCUGAAGCGUUUUUCUAUAAAAUAUCAUUUACAGAGGAAACGUUUAAGAAAGUUUGUGUGCGAAAGAGGAUUCUUCGCCUAAGAGGAUCCGGAUCGGCCAUAGCUAUAGAUCAAUCGUUAUUUUCAAUUGUUUUAACACAUGCAUACACUGAAAAAAUUGCAUUGUCUGAUGCAAAAAAAAAAGACAUAAAAGAAUUGAUUGAUAAGAACGUCAUUCCGAAAUCCUAUUAUGAUGUUUAUUAUAAAUAUGUAUUGGGUGAUACUGAUAAUUGA